AUGAUGUCCUUUGUCUCUCUGCUCCUGGUGGGCAUCCUAUUCCAUGCCACCCAGGCUGAACAAUUAACAAAAUGUGAGGUGUUCCAGGAGCUGAAAGACUUGAAGGACUAUGGAGGUGUCAGUUUGCCUGAAUGGGUCUGUACCACAUUUCAUACCAGUGGUUAUGACACACAAGCCAUAGUACAAAACAAUGACAGCACAGAAUAUGGACUCUUCCAGAUCAAUAAUAAAAUUUGGUGCAAAGACGAUCAGAACCCUCACUCAAGGAACAUCUGUAACAUCUCCUGCGACAAGUUCCUGGAUAAUGACCUUACUGAUGACAUUAUGUGUGUCAAGAAGAUUCUGGAUAAAGUAGGAAUUAACUACUGGUUGGCCCAUAAAGCACUCUGUUCUGAGAAGCUGGAUCAGUGGCUCUGUGAGAAGUUGUGA
Molecule: messenger RNA, 429 nt
Organism: Rangifer tarandus platyrhynchus (Svalbard reindeer)
Lineage: Eukaryota; Metazoa; Chordata; Mammalia; Artiodactyla; Cervidae
Source: the annotation of a GenBank genome assembly